Molecule: messenger RNA, 1265 nt
Organism: Eptesicus fuscus (big brown bat)
Lineage: Eukaryota; Metazoa; Chordata; Mammalia; Chiroptera; Vespertilionidae
Gene: MRPL1
Product: mitochondrial ribosomal protein L1
Exons: 9
Coding region: 272-1192 (306 amino acids)
Biological process (GO): translation
Cellular component (GO): mitochondrion; large ribosomal subunit
Molecular function (GO): structural constituent of ribosome; RNA binding
Source: RefSeq, a predicted model, not a curated record
UCUGUAUAUGCAUGUGUGUGGCUCACCACUGUGAACUUGAACGUUUACAAAAUGCUUGUUGGUGCGUUCAGGGUACUGCAUGGUCGCAGGUGAUUUCAGUUGUUAAACUUCCGAAGACGUUGUCUAAUUUGGAUCAGCAGCUGUCAUUUGAUGGCUAAUUCAGGCAUACUUCUUGGUAGCCGCUCUUCCUCAGCAUCUCAGAAGGUCCAGUUAAGGGCUAGGAUGACAGCCCUUUUUUGUCGUGAUACAUCAAAGGCAUAAUCUUUCCAAGAUGGCUUAUCAGACACCUCUUUAUCCUUGUUCUGCAUGUGUUCAUGUGCCUAAUAGACAUUUUGCUGCUGCUGCUAGGAAGUCUGAAAAGAAGACAAAAAAAGGUACAACCAAAGAAAAAGCAUCAAAUGAAAAAAAAGAAGAUGACAUAGAAAAAAUAAAGUCAAUCCCCUUUAUGGAAGGUGAACCUGAGGAUGAUGUUUACUUAAAACGCUUAUAUCCAAGACAGAUAUAUGAGGUGGAGAAAGCUAUUCAUUUACUUAAGAAAUUUCAAAUUCUGGACUUUACAAAUCCAAAGCAAGGUGUUUAUCUUGAUUUGACACUGGACAUGGCACUGGGGAAGAAGAAAAAAGUGGAGCCAUUUGCCAGUGUUGUUAGUUUGCCAUACCCAUUCGCUUCAGAAAUCAAUAAAGUUGCUGUAUUUACAGCGAAUGCAUCAGAGAUUAAAAUAGCAGAAGAACAUGGAGCUGCUUUUGCAGGAGGAACUAAUCUGAUUCAGAAGAUUUUGGAUGAUGAAAUUGAACCAGACUUUUAUGUAGCUGUUCCAGAAAUUAUGCCUGAGCUUAAUCCAUUAAAGAAGAAACUGAAAAAAAAAUUUCCAAAGCUUAAUCGAAAUUCCAUUGGCCGUGACAUCCCCAAAAUGCUUGAAUUAUUUAAAACUGGAAUUGAAAUUAAUGUAGAUGAAGAAAGGGAGAACUUUCUCUCGACCAAAAUAGCAACACUGGAUAUGUCAAGUGACCAGAUAACUGCCAAUCUGCAAGCUGUUAUCGAUGACGUUUGUAGGCACAGACCGCUGAAUUUGGGACCCUUUGUGGUACGAGCUUUCCUUCGUAGUUCGACAAGCGAAGGUUUGUUACUAAAGAUGGAGCCAUUUUUGCCUAAAGAAGUGGAAACCAAAGAAAGUAGCAGAGAAGCUGCCUGAAAGUGUUGUAUUGUGAAAUUACUCAUAGCGGAUGAAGAAGCAACAGAAAAAUCAUAAAACUGUAUAAUUUCUA